AUGGCACCACCAUGGGUCACAUUUGACAGCAUAGCGGCCUGGAAUGGGGAUUGCGCCAAUGGAGCAGAGCCAGACAUCGCUGGUGUAGGAGUCGUCCUGUCAUUUGUCAUCGCAAGCUUCAUGACUACAUUUGCCUCUAUCCUCGUUAUGCUUCUCGACCAAGCAUUCGAUACGAAGGGUCACUUCACGCCUCGAGCGCCGCUCACAUACAUCCGGGAGCGCUUCUUGGAGAAUGAGUGGAAGAAGCAUUACGCGUGGCGUCCUUUCCUAGACCCACUCAUAAUUGGUUUCGGCGAUCAGCAACUCAUUACGGGCUACGCUGUACUUCUGAGUGGAUGGAUCAAAGUGGCGCAACGCUCAUUUCGUGUCCAAGGUGCUCACUUCGUCCUUAUCCUCUACAUAUGCGCUCUAUCGUCGUCAUCGCAUCUCGCUGCUUUGAUCACGCUCCGAAAGUACUUCCGUAAGUACAAGCUCAUUGCAAAGAUCCGCCUCGCACUUGUCGUAUGCUUCGCUCUAUUUCUGCUUACGUCCAUGAUCACCGCCAUUGCGAUGCCGCCCAGUCUUAUCGAAGACGAAGACGGUACAUCUAUACUGCGCAGUCGUGUACAAAGACUGUCGUUCCUCGUACCACUAUUUCUCAUCCUAAUCGGCUUCUCGACGGCUUUGGUUUGCAUCCUAUACGACCCGGAAGGCAGAGGUCUGGACACACCAUCGUCUUGUUCAGAGUCUUCAAUACAAGCCCUCGUACGCCGCUUGACCGACUCCACACAAAAGGAGAGAGGGUUUUCACCACGGUUCAUAUGUCCAGCGCGUCUUGGUCUGCGUCUCAUUUACUUUCUCUUCCUCAAUCCAGCCAUUGCAUUCGUGGUGCAAAUAUUGCUCGCAAUCUUGUCCGCUAUCUUAGUCCUGACGCAGAAGUUCGCGGCACCUGAGGACCCGGCAAACUUCUGUGGUUUGCAGGAUAACGAGGAGAACGUUUGGGGAUUCGGACAGACGUUGAGUGUGGUCAUGCUUCUGCUACCAGCUAUCACAGCAUUGCAAACAUACCUUGAAGCGCGACAGGAUAUCAAACAUGGAUUCAGUAGAACGCACGACUGA
Alternaria alternata is the source of this 1098-nucleotide messenger RNA. RefSeq lists its product as hypothetical. The transcript has 3 exons. Lineage: Eukaryota; Fungi; Ascomycota; Dothideomycetes; Pleosporales; Pleosporaceae. Bases 1 to 1098 code for a protein of 365 amino acids. The record is from RefSeq and is a predicted model, not a curated record.